Molecule: messenger RNA, 988 nt
Organism: Aedes aegypti (yellow fever mosquito)
Lineage: Eukaryota; Metazoa; Arthropoda; Insecta; Diptera; Culicidae
Product: collagenase
Exons: 3
Coding region: 86-919 (277 amino acids)
Biological process (GO): proteolysis
Molecular function (GO): serine-type endopeptidase activity
Source: RefSeq, a predicted model, not a curated record
CACCACUCUAUAUAAAUAUGCCCUCCAAAGUGAGGACAUCGUUCAGUAUUGUUCGGGUGGAUUGCGAAAAAUAGUUAAAAAAAAAAUGAAGUUCUUCCUCGCCGUUAUGGCGUGCCUGGCCGUUUCUCAGGCCGCCACGCUCAACUUCGAGAGCCCCAUGACGAUGCGUGAUGCUCAGGCAUCUGACAGAAGUCACACGCGUAUUGUCAAUGGAUUCCCAGCUACCGCUGGCCAGUUUCCGUACCAGGUGUUCCUACGUGGCUUCAACGCCGGAGGUGGUGCCCUGGCCUGCGGUGGUUCUCUCAUCUCCAACGAGUGGGUCCUGACUGCUGCUCACUGUAUCACCGGAGUGGUCCGAUUUGAAAUCCCAAUGGGAACGAUCAACUUCAACAACCCCGAAGUCAUGGGAACUUCCACCACGUUUAUCAUCCACCCAAAUUACAACCCCAACAAUCUGAACAACGAUAUUGGUUUGAUUCGUCUGGCUACUCCAGUCUCCUUCUCACAGAACAUCCAGCCAAUCGCUCUCCCAUCGGCCGACCGCACCGGAGAAACCUUCCUGGACGCUCAGGCCGUCGUGUCCGGAUUCGGUCGUACUAGCGAUGCCCCUGGCAGUGGAGUUUCACCGACUUUGAACUGGGUUGGAAUCCGUGUCAUCUCGAACGCCCAGUGCAUGCUGACCUACGGUCCGUCGGUCAUUGUGGCCUCGACCAUUUGCGGUCUGGGAGCUGAUGCCAACAACCAGAGCACUUGCAACGGAGACUCCGGUGGCCCACUGGCCAUCCAGGAGAACGGCAACAGCCUGCAGAUCGGUGUUGUGUCGUUCGUCUCGUCGGCCGGAUGUGCCUCUGGAAACCCCUCGGGAUACGUGCGCACCACUCACUUCCGCGCCUGGAUCAACCAGCACACCGGAAUUUAAACAUGAACUGUUACUUAUGAUGCCUUGUGAUAAUUGAGAGGAGGGGAAUAGAUGUAAAUUUUAAAUGAA